AAAAUAGUUUAUUAAUUAUUAUGAGUCGGUCUUUUUAAUCUAUGAACACUGUUCACAUUCUUUAAAGAUUAGUUAUGAAAAUAUUUUUACUUUGCUAUAAAAGGGGUUGCAUGGCCACAAUAGUUCAUUCUUACAGUACGCGAUGUUAGCUGAACAAUCUAGUGAAGGCACCGGGUCAUCCGGGGGAUAGCUAGAUCGGCUAAGAGAAAACUCAAUGUCAAAUCAAUAGAAGAUAAAUACCAAGCCAUACUAGAAGUCGAAAGGGCAUCAAAACCCAAGUCAGAAAUUGCACGCAGUUUUGGUGUUCCUGCAAAUACACUAUCCACUUGGAUAAAAAAUGCUAAUAAAAUUAAAGAAGCUUACCAACAAAGUAGUUUUGCCCCUGAAAGAAAACGUAUGAGAACUGCAACUUAAGAAAAUGUUGAACACGCCCUACUCAAAUGGUUUACUAGUGUAAGAGAUCAAAACUUACCUAUCUCAGGUCCAAUGCUAACAACAAAAGCAGAGGAAUUUGCAAAAAGAUUAGACCACCCAGAAAUUAAAUGCAGCAAUGGUUGGCUUGAUCGUUUUAAAGAUCGCCACAACAUCACAUUUAAAAAAAUUUGUGGAGAGGCAAAAUCUGUUGAUGUUAACAGUGAAGCUAUGAACGAUUGGGUAACAGAACUGAAAGGCAUAAUGACUGAGUUUACACCAGAUAACAUUUUUAAUGCUGACGAGACUGGGCUAUUUUAUAAAUUGUUGCCAGAAAAAACUUUAGAGUUCAAAGGUGUAGAUUGCAGUGGUGGUAAACGAAGUAAAGAGAGAUUAACUGUUAUGGUGUGUACAAACAUGUCUGGUUCCGAGAAAGUCGAAAUACUAGUCAUUGGUAAAUCAGUUAACCCAAGGUGCUUUAAGAAUGUCAAAACGCUACCAACACAGUAUGAGGCAAAUAAAAAAGCAUGGAUGACAUCAGAAAUCUUUACCAACUGGUUAAUAAAGCUUGACAAGAAAUUUUUACGGCAGCAACGUAAAGUAGCAAUGAUAGUUGACAACUGCCCUGCUCAUCCUCACGUUAAAGGCUUGAAAAGUAUUAAGCUGGUUUUCUUGCCACCUAAUACAACCAGUAAGACACAACCCUGUGACCAAGGUAUCAUUCAGAAUUUAAAAGUUCACUACCGCAAAAGGGUCCUAAUGAAACAGAUUGCAUGUGCCGAGAGUAAAACAGAGUUCAGUCUAACUGUCCUAGAUGCACUCCGAUUUCUUCAACGAGCUUGGUUCUCAGUCACAGCCACCACAAUAAGCAACUGCUUUAGACAUGCAGGUUUCAGUGUUGACAUUGAGUCCAGAGUAAGUGACCGACAAGAAGAAGAAGAUGACGACGACGAUGAUAUUCCACUAGCCCGUCUUGCAGGAAUUAAUUUCACAGAAUACGCCAACAUCGACAAUGAUAUUCCAACCAACUGAGCCACUAACAGACGACGAUAUUAUCAACGAGAUAACUUCGAGUAUGAAAGAAACAGAAGAAGACAGUGACGAAGAAGAUACGAUCACGAUAGAAAAACCCGUUCCGAGCUUGUCUGCCAUGGUUGAGAUGACUGAUACAUAUCAGUCAUACUUUGAAGCUCAGGACGAUACAGAAGAAUUGCUUCCACUACUCGCCAAGAUCAACAACUAUUUCA
This is a messenger RNA of Mytilus californianus (California mussel), 1658 nucleotides long. Its product is annotated as tigger transposable element-derived protein 4-like. Gene Ontology annotation, molecular function: DNA binding. Gene Ontology annotation, cellular component: nucleus. The transcript has a single exon. The record is from RefSeq and is a predicted model, not a curated record. Bases 487 to 1443 code for a protein of 318 amino acids. NCBI's taxonomy places the organism in Eukaryota, Metazoa, Mollusca, Bivalvia, Mytilida, Mytilidae.